AUGAUAAAACAUCCUAUACUAUUAUGUUUGGACCAUAAAUGUGGAGAAGAUUAUAAACUUCAUUUUAUCUUCAGACAUAAACAUCCCAAAACUGGAGUUUUUGAAGAGAAACAUGCCAAACCUCCAGAUGUAGACCUUAAAACAUUCUUUACAGACAGGAAGACUCAUCUUUACACCCUUGUGAUGAAUCCAGAUAAUACAUUCGAGGUAUUAAUUGAUCAAAUAGUUGUAAACAAAGGAAGCCUGCUAGAGGAUGUAGUUCCUCCCAUCAAUCCUCCCAAAGAAAUUGAUGAUCCCAGUGAUAAAAAACCUGAUGAGUGGGAUGAAAGAGCAAAAAUCCCCGAUUCUUCUGCCGUCAAACCAGAGGAUUGGGAUGAAAAUGAACCUGCUGAAAUAGAAGAUUUAAGUGUUACUAAACCUGAUGGCUGGCUUGACGAUGAACCAAAAUUUAUCCCAGAUCCUAAUGCUGAAAAACCUGAUGACUGGAAUGAGGACAUGGAUGGAGAAUGGGAGGCACCUCGUAUUCCUAAUCCAGCAUGUCGAGUUGGGUGUGGAGAAUGGAAACCUCCCAUGAUAGACAACCCAAAAUACAAAGGAAUAUGGAAACCUCCAAUGAUUGAUAAUCCUAAUUACCAGGGAAUCUGGAGUCCUCGAAAGAUUCCUAAUCCAGAUUACUUUGAAGAUGAUAAUCCAUUUCUUCUGACUUCUUUCCGUGCUCUUGGCUUAGAGCUUUGGUCUAUGACGUCUAAUAUCUACUUUGAUAAUUUUAUUAUUUGCUCAGAAAAAGAAAUAGCAGAUCACUGGGCUACAGAUGGUUGGGGAUGGAAAAUAAUGAUAGCAAGUGCUAAUGAGCCCGGUGUAUUUAAGCGGUUAAUGGCUGCUGCUCGAGAACGCCCAUGGCUUUGGUUGAUUUAUCUUGUGACAGCAGGGCUGCCAGUAGUACUAAUUACUGCAUUCUGUUGGCCAAGGAGAGCAAAGAAAAAAUACGAAGACACAGAGUAUAAAAAAACUGACAUAUGUAAACCACAAACAAAGGGAGCCCUAGAACAAGAAGUGAAGGAAGAGAAAGCAGCCCCGGAGAAGCCGAUAGACUUAGAAGAGGAAAAAAAGCAAAGUGAUGGUGAAAUUCUUGAAAAAGAAGAGGAAGGUGAACCUGAGGAAAAAAGUGAAGAAGAAGUUGAAAUCAUAGAAGCUCAAGAAGAAGGUAAUAAAGCAAAUAAGUCUGGAUCAGAAGAUGAGAUGAAAGAAGCAGAUGAGAGCACAGGAUCUGGAGAUGGGCCAACCAAGUCAGUACGCAAAAGAAGAGUACGAAAGGACUGA
Messenger RNA from Otolemur garnettii (small-eared galago), 1320 nucleotides. RefSeq names its product calmegin (gene CLGN). Gene Ontology annotation, cellular component: endoplasmic reticulum membrane; endoplasmic reticulum. Gene Ontology annotation, biological process: protein folding. Lineage: Eukaryota; Metazoa; Chordata; Mammalia; Primates; Galagidae. Gene Ontology annotation, molecular function: calcium ion binding. The record is from RefSeq and is a predicted model, not a curated record.